This is a messenger RNA of Mucor mucedo, 1510 nucleotides long. RefSeq lists its product as uncharacterized. Bases 152 to 1276 code for a protein of 374 amino acids. The record is from RefSeq and is a predicted model, not a curated record. NCBI's taxonomy places the organism in Eukaryota, Fungi, Mucoromycota, Mucoromycetes, Mucorales, Mucoraceae. Gene Ontology annotation, cellular component: Golgi apparatus. The transcript has 8 exons.
CUCUCUCUCUCUUCUUUUUCUUCCUCCCUCUCUAUUACUUUUCUCCUAUAACCAAAAUUUAUGAUUUUAUAAAUCAUUUUUUUUUUAAUAUUUUAUAUUUUUUUACAUAUACAUAUUCUACAACAAUUAAUAAUUUGUUCAUACCCAUAAUAUGUGGAUUAUAUCAAGAGUGUUUGGUGAGUCACGGUGGACAAGAGCGAUUUUUUGUGUCAUCACAUUACAAGCAAUAUUAGCAACAACAUUCGAAGCAGUCAUUUUUGCUUUUCACGCCAACGAGAUAAAUUUAAUUGAUAGUUUACAUCUAUCUGUGGAUGAUACGGUUUCCAUGGCUACAUCCUUUGCCAAUGCUAGAUCUCUUUUGGUAUAUUUUGUUCUAUUUAUACUAGCACAAGUCUUUACUGUUAUAUUAGUAGUUGAUGCCAUUUAUCAACGAAAUACUAUUCAACUUAUUGCGCUGGUCGCUUUUGAAUUGGGAAUGAGUGCAUAUUCGAUUAUUCAGUUUCAUCAAUCCUCGACACUCAUAGAUACAGACAAAACUGCACAUUACACUUCUAAAGCGACACUUGCUAUGUCUCAUUUGGGCAAUGCAUAUCACUCAUCACAAUGGGCGGAAAUAACUCAAAUAUGCGUCAUGAUUAUAAGCACAAUUAUAUUCAUAUUUUUGGCUUACAAAUUGUAUUUGGAGUUUGGAUGGCAUAUUUAUAAAAAGAUCGGUGCCGAUUUAGCGAUGCGAGAUCGCUAUAAAAUGUAUCAGAUUUUCAUGAUGCUUCUUAAAUUUGAUUUCUUCUUUUUUCUCGGAUUUUCAGUGCAGUAUUUGGCUCUGUUGAUUGUUGCAUGGUGGCCAGACUCGUCUUCCAAAGGGUUGGAAUCAGAAAUUGUAAGAGAAUUAAUUGAACAUAUUGUACUUAGUUGUGUUGUUUCUAUCACGAUGCUUGUUUCAGCGUAUUGGGGUUUACGACGUGAAAAGAAAAUCCACAUGUUCAUCUUCCUGACAUUAUGUCUUGCAAGUAUGGCCUAUUAUAUCUACAUGCUCAUCCAGAUUGCUAAGGAUCCAGAGAGAUUUUUAGGUUCAAAAGCUUUCUUAACCUUUUUCUUGUGCGUUGACAUGGUUUUGAUUUUGGCUUCCGUACCUAUAGCCAUCAUUUGUUUAAGGAAUUUCAACCUCGGUCUAAUGAAUCACAUCUCUCAUGCCACUGCUUCGGCCACCUCAGCGCAUUCUAUGGCCCCAUUAGGUAUAGAAAAAUCAAACUCUUCUAGACGAUGGUCUAUUGAAUAAUUAUAAUGUAUCCCCCCACCCCCCCCCCCCCCCUUUUUUUUUCUUUUUUUCUUUUUAACGACAACUCCUUUUUAAUAAUUAUCCCAUUGCAUCUUUCCCCAUCCUUUUUUUCCCUUACAAGCCUAUUACUAUUCUAUUACAGACAGCAAACCCAAAUAAAAUCAAUAUCCUGUGACUUGCCUCCAUUUGCAUAUUUUACCGUGGGAAAAAGACCGUCAUUGGAGAGUUUUUUAU